Strigops habroptila (Kakapo) is the source of this 3352-nucleotide messenger RNA. It is a transcript of the gene MARK2, whose product is annotated as microtubule affinity regulating kinase 2. Lineage: Eukaryota; Metazoa; Chordata; Aves; Psittaciformes; Psittacidae. Gene Ontology annotation, cellular component: cytoplasm. Gene Ontology annotation, biological process: intracellular signal transduction; protein phosphorylation; microtubule cytoskeleton organization. Bases 279 to 2591 code for a protein of 770 amino acids. Gene Ontology annotation, molecular function: tau-protein kinase activity; protein serine/threonine kinase activity; ATP binding. The transcript is spliced from 19 exons. The record is from RefSeq and is a predicted model, not a curated record.
GGCGGCGGCCAUGUUGGGAGCCGCUGGGUGCUGGUGAGGAGGUGCCGGUGUGAGGCGGCCGGGCCGGGCGCACCCGCCGCCCGCUCCCCUCUUCCCCCCGUUCUCCUCUGCCGCCCCCCGCCCCGACCCCCCCCAUGCCGCUGGCCUGGCCUCCCCCCGCUCCCUGAGCGCGGCCCGGGCUUCCCUUCCCCCCCCCCCCCCCCCCGCACACCGCCUGCCGCGGCUUCCUUCUCCCUAUCGCGAUAGUCGCCGGCGGCCGUGGCGGGGGGGGGCUCGCCAUGUCGAGCAGCGGUCGCAGCCCUCUGCCUACUGUCAACGAGAGAGACGCGGAGCAGCCCGGCGAGGGGAAGGGCGUCGGGAAGCCCAACAUGCUGCGGGGCCGGAACUCGGGCAGCGCGGCCGAGGAGCAGCCCCACAUCGGCAACUACCGGCUCCUGAAGACCAUCGGCAAAGGCAACUUCGCCAAGGUCAAGCUGGCUCGGCACGUCCUCACCGGCAAGGAGGUCGCCGUGAAGAUCAUCGACAAGACGCAGCUCAAUUCCUCCAGCCUGCAGAAGCUCUUCCGUGAAGUGCGAAUAAUGAAGGUUCUGAACCACCCCAACAUAGUGAAGCUCUUCGAGGUGAUCGAGACGGAGAAGACGCUUUACCUGGUCAUGGAGUACGCCAGUGGGGGGGAGGUGUUUGACUACCUGGUGGCCCACGGGCGCAUGAAGGAGAAGGAAGCUCGGGCCAAGUUCCGACAGAUAGUGUCGGCCGUGCAGUACUGCCACCAGAAGUUCAUUGUCCACAGGGACUUGAAGGCCGAGAACCUGCUGCUGGACGCCGACAUGAACAUCAAAAUCGCUGAUUUUGGCUUCAGCAACGAGUUCACGUUCGGGAACAAGCUGGACACGUUCUGUGGGUCCCCCCCGUACGCAGCCCCCGAGCUCUUCCAGGGCAAGAAGUACGACGGGCCCGAGGUGGACGUCUGGAGCCUGGGGGUCAUCCUCUACACCCUGGUCAGCGGCUCCCUGCCCUUCGAUGGGCAGAACCUGAAGGAGCUGCGGGAGCGGGUGCUGCGGGGCAAGUACAGGAUCCCCUUCUACAUGUCCACCGACUGCGAGAACCUGCUCAAGAAGUUCCUCAUCCUUAAUCCCACCAAAAGGGGCACCUUGGAGCAAAUCAUGAAGGACCGUUGGAUGAACGUGGGCCACGAGGACGAUGAGCUGAAGCCCUACAUGGAACCUGUGCCAGACUACAAGGACCCCCGGAGGACAGAGCUGAUGGUGUCCAUGGGGUACACGCGGGAGGAGAUCCAGGAGUCCUUGGUGGGCCAGAAGUACAACGAGGUGAUGGCCACGUACCUGCUCCUGGACCACAAGAGCUCGGAGCUGGAGGAGAGCCUGUCCCUGAAGCCCCGGCCCGCCCCGGAGGUGGCCAACAGCUCGGGGCCGUCCCCGGCGCACAAGGUCCAGCGCAGCGUCUCCGCCAACCCCAAGCGCCGCGUCAGCGACCAGGCCGGCCUCUCCAUCCCCACCUCGGCUUCCUACUCCAAGAAGACGCAGGCGGCCAACGCUGAGAACAAGCGGGGGGGGGCGGAGGAGGAGGGGGGGCGCCGGGCGGGCAGCACGGCCAAGGUGCCCCCCAGCCCCCUGCCCGGCCUGGAGCGAGCCAAGGGCACCCCCUCACCCUCCACGAACAGCGUCCUCUCCACCGGCACCACGCGGAGCCGGAACUCGCCGCUGCUGGAUCGAGCCAGCCUGGGCCAGAGCUCGCUGCAGAACGGCAAGGACAGCCUCCCCACGCCGGGCUGCCGGCCCUCACCCGCCGCCCCCCCGGCCCCCGGCGCCCCCCCCCGCGCCCGGCAGCACCCGAAAGCCACCGACGCCAACUGCGACCCCCCCCGGCCCAGCGCCCCCGGGCGGGUGCCGGCCGCCUCCCCCUCUGCGCACAACGUGAGCCAGGCCGGGGGGGAGCGGCCCAGCUUCCCGCGGGGGGUGUCGAGCCGCAGCACGUUCCACGCGGGGCAGCUGCGGGGGCGCGAGCAGCCGGCCCUGCCCUACGCGCUGCCCCCCGGGCCCCCCGGCCUCGGGCCCCCCCCGUCGCCCUCCGGAGCCAGCCAGGGCCGGCGCGGCCCCCCCGGCACCAGCCUCUUCAGCAAGUUCACCUCCAAGUUCGUGCGGAGAAAUCUGUCUUUCAGGUUUGCCAGAAGGAACCCGCACGAGCCCGAGAGCAAGGACCGGGUGGAGACGCUGAGACCCUCGGUGGCUCCGGACAAGGACCCGCGGGACGGCGCCAGCCGCGACGUCAAGCCCCGUUCCUUGCGCUUCACGUGGAGCAUGAAGACCACGAGUUCCCUGGAGCCCGGUGAGAUGCUGCGGGAGAUCCGGAAGGUUCUGGAUGCCAACAGCUGCCGCUGCGAGCCCCAGGAGCGCUUCGUCCUGCUCUGUGCCCACGGCGCCCCCGGCCACGACUCCUUCGUCCAGUGGGAGAUGGAGGUUUGUAAACUCCCGCGGCUUUCCCUCAACGGCGUCCGCUUCAAGCGGAUCGCCGGCACCUCCAUGGCCUUCAAGAACAUCGCCUCCAAAGUGGCCAACGAGCUCAAGCUCUGAGCCCCCCCGGGGGGUGGACACGGCAACCGGCGGCAACUGGGGUCAACUGAUGGCAACUGGCAUCAACCGGCUCCAAGUGGUGUCAGCGGACGUCAACUGACAUCACCCAACGUCAAGCGGUGUCCCCCACCCCUCGUCGUGGGGAUGACGCGAUGGCUCGAGGAGGAAGGGCCACCUCCAAGGGACCUCUGGGAACGUUCUGGAUGGACUUUUGGGACCUUUGGGGCGUGGGAUGGGGCCACUCCAAGCGCUGGGGACGGCUCCAGGGACCUCCUCGAGGCCAUCCCGGGUGGCCCAGGGACCGCUGGGGGGCAUUGUGACAUAGGAUGGGGCUACCUGAAGAGGUGGGGAUGGCCCAGGGACUUGUGGGGACAUCCUCGAGGGACCUCUGGGGCAUUGUGGGCAUCUCUUUGGUGGCCAGGAACCCUCCGGGGCCACCUCCAAGGACAUCCUUGGUGACCCAGGGACAUCUCGCGUGGUCCAGGGCCUCAUGGGGAUAUCUUUGGUGGCCCAGGGCCCUGUGGGGCCGUGGGGGGGGUGCCCCGGGGUCACGUGAGGACAACCCGGGGCCUUCCUGUCCCCAGGUGACCCCGCGGUGGCCUUGGGGGGGGUCCCACCCCUCCUCCUGCACUCAGGAAGGCCCCUGGGGGUGGGGUGGGGGGUGAUCACGUGACCUGCUGUAGCCCCGCCCCCCUCCGCAGGCCCCGCCCCCACCCGGCCCCGGCGGGGUCAGGUUCUAGAUUAAAACCUUUCCAGAAAGA